AUCAGAUCAAAAGCCAAUUCACCACCACAAACACCUCUCUAGCAGUCAGCAUCGCCUUUUGUGCUUGCCUGCUUAAUUCACCUACAUACGCAUACCCGCGACAAGAUUCAGUCUCGAACCCUUCCCAAACCACUACUUAAACCGCCAAGAUGAGUGCGAACAAGACCUCGGCCGUCUCUGACGAGCCCAUUGACGUCCUUUUCGCUGUCCACGAGAAGUUCGAUCUUUUGGACUUUGCCGGCGCGCUCGAGGUCUUCAACACUGCCGCCCACGACUUCAAUGACCCUGAGAACAACAAGGCCUUCGAGAUCACCAUCGUUGGUCCUGAGCCCAAGGUCAUCUCGGACCAGGGUGUCAUCGUCGGCUCCCAGAUCUCCUACAAGGAGGCCCACGACCGCCUCGAGGACUUUGAUGUCCUCGUCGUCGUCGGCGGCAACUCCAAGCAGAUCGUCGAGAAGGAGCUCGAGCCCCUCAGCCUCAUCACCGACUUCUCGGAGCUCCAGAAGCGGGACCCUGCCCGCGAGCGUACCAUCCUCUCCGUGUGCACCGGUGCCCUCUUCCUGGGCAAGCAGGGCAUCCUCUCUGGCCUGUCUGCCACCACCCACCCCGACUUCUUCACCACCUUUGAGAACAUCUGCAGUGAUGCAGCCACCCAGAACCUCCAGGAGCGUACCGACGUGAUCGAGGACGCCCGCUACGUCGUCAACAACCUGCGAUUCGACCUCGGAGACGAGGACGAGAACCCCUACAUCCGCCGAAAGUCCGAUUCGGGACGCCGCCCUUCAAACGCCCGAAAGGGAAGCAUGUCGUUUAAGGGCUCCAACUCGCGCCGCGAGUCAAUCACUCGUCGUGCCGCGAUGCGGCUUGGUGGCCUCCGUGUGGUCACCUCAGGGGGUGUCAGCUCUGGCAUUGAUGCAGCUCUGUAUCUUGUCAGCGCUCUCGUUGAUGAUGCGUGUGCGGCGGAGGUGGCCAGAGUCCUUCAGUGGACCUGGAACAAGGGCGUUGUCGUCGAUGGUCUCGACGUCUAAGAUCCCUGGCAUUGAGUGCCGACUUGUAUGAGUUAAGAGUUUACGACGGGCUCAGGUAUAGCCCUGAUUUGAGACCAAUGUUUUUUGUAAUGUAGUUUCACGGAGACGAGCGGGAGAAACCUAAGAAAAUCCCAAAAAGACUAGGAGCUCUCUAUUCAAUUCAAUUUCUGUUUUGGUCACACUUUGACUCUCGG
Messenger RNA from Fusarium vanettenii 77-13-4, 1222 nucleotides. RefSeq lists its product as uncharacterized. The record is from RefSeq and is a predicted model, not a curated record. The transcript is spliced from 3 exons. Lineage: Eukaryota; Fungi; Ascomycota; Sordariomycetes; Hypocreales; Nectriaceae. The coding region runs from base 150 to 1028 and encodes 292 amino acids.